Dictyostelium purpureum is the source of this 2040-nucleotide messenger RNA. RefSeq lists its product as uncharacterized. The record is from RefSeq and is a predicted model, not a curated record. Gene Ontology annotation, biological process: siderophore biosynthetic process. NCBI's taxonomy places the organism in Eukaryota, Evosea, Eumycetozoa, Dictyosteliales, Dictyosteliaceae. The coding region runs from base 1 to 1974 and encodes 657 amino acids. The transcript has a single exon.
AUGGAAUAUCAUAAUUAUGAUUAUUUUCAAGAAGUUUAUAAUUACAUUAAUAUUUAUUACCCAAAUCAUAUAGAUCAGUUUUUAAUCAAUUUUGAAAAUGCAGAAAAAGAAACAUUUAACAAACUACUGGUUUCAAUUAUUAGAGAAAGAUUAUUUGAAUUUACAAACCAAUUAAAUUUAAAGCCCAAACAAUUCAAUAAAUUUCAAUUUACAUCAUCAAGCAAUCCAGAUAGAGUUCAGGAAAUAUCAUUUCAAAUAGAGAGCGUGUUCGGCUUUGACUUUUUCACAUUUAAACAUCCAAUAACUUAUUGUAGCAAUGUUUCAAAAAGAGAAGAGUCUAAUUAUACAGUUGAAAAUUGUCUCGAGCUCAUAGAAUUGUUAAAACAAAACCCAAAUUAUAAAGAUGUCGACCAAUAUAAAGUAGAAAUUGUAAAUAGUAUUUCAAAUAUGGUUUUAAUUUCCACAUUUUGUUCAAGUUUUCAAGAUAGAGUCAAAGCAAAAUCACACCAAAAUGGUUGGAGUUACCUUUCAGAUUACACAAAUUACAAAUCAAAAAAUAACCCCAAGUUUGACAAGUUUUUGUUUUAUGACCAAAUUCAUUUAAAUGGCCAUCAUAUCCAUCCAAGUUUUAAGUUAAGAUUGGGGUUAAACUGUCCUCAAGUUGUACAGUAUGCAUAUGAAUUAAGAAAAGCCGUUCCCAUUAGAUUUAUUGGUUUACAUAAGUCAGUUGCAAGAUUCAGUUUAAUGGAUCCAAAAGACAAUCCUACAGAUUACUUUUUUAGACUAUUUCCAUUUGUCAAAGAGCCCAUAGAGUCCCAUUGCAAAGAAAUCGGUAUUAAUAAAGAGGAUUAUAUAAUAUAUCCAAUGUACCCAUUUCAAAUUACCAAUACAUUCCCCAACAACUUUAAAAAUGAAAUUUCAAAUGGUACUUUAAUUAUAUUCCCAGAGUCAAUUCAAGUUGCAUCAUUCCCAACCUCAUCUUUAAGAAAUUUAAUACCAGUAACAGAAAAUAAUAAUUACCCACCACAUAUCAAAUUUUCAGUACCAAUUCAAACAACCAAUUUUGUAAGAUUUAUGCCCAAUGAAUUUAUUACCAUAGGAACAUCAGUAUCAAAACUUUUAGAAAGAAUUAAUGAAAUUGAAAUGAAAACAUUUAAAAACAAAGUGGUAUUUUUAAAUGAAAUAGGUGGUAUCUAUCAUUCUAAUACUGAACUUAAAUACCAAAACUUUGCAGUCAUAUGGAAGGAUAAUUGCAAUCUUUUUUUAACAUCCCCAAAUGAACAGCCAAUAAGCUCAUGCUCCUUAUUUAAUCAAUCACUUGUAUCUGAAUACACAAUUCUUGGGGAAUUGGUUAUGCAAUUCCACAACAGCUCAGUAAAUAAAAAGAACAAAAUUCAAAACUCAAUUCAGAAUUGGUUUAGAUUAUACACAAAGCUUUUGAUAGAACCAAAUUUAUUAUUACUAACAAAAUAUGGUGUAGCUUUAGAAUCUCAUCUUCAAAAUUCAGUUGUGGUAUAUGAAGAUGGUGAACCCAAACUUAUGAUUCAUAAAGAUUGGUCUGGUAUUGUAAUUAAAAAUGAAAGAUUAAAAAAACAUAAAGAUAUUAUAGAUAUAUCUUUAAUAGAAUCAAUCCCAAAAGAAAUCAAACUCGGUGACAUGGAAUUUUACAAAAUGUUUUCACACUCGAUACUCCAUAAUAACAUAUGCCAAAUAAUUAUUUCACUAUGUAAAGAGUUUCCACAGCAUAUCGAUGAAAAAACCUUAUGGAAUGAAACAUUCAAUAUCUUCAACAACACCUUUGAUAGCAUUGACAAAAAUGACACAAUUUAUCAAAACAGUGUCAAAGAAGAUAAAAACUCUUUGUAUGGAAAAGAAUUAAAAUGCAAAGCAUUGACUGGAAUGAGACUAUUAACCAAAAAUCAAAUCCUCUUACCAUUUAAUGUUAAAAACCCUUUGCACCAAUUUACAAAUUAAAAAAAUAAAAAAUAAAAAUAUUUUUAUUUUUAAAAUUUAAAUUAUUAAUAAUUACUUUUAAACAAU